UUGAGGUGGUAGUUGGGGAUGCAUCUGAAGCUAUCGUCUCUCGUUAUGCACUUGCUGGAGCAGUUGGGCUGACGAUGUUCGAUCGGAAGUCGAUGUCCGUCUGGCGGGAGAGUGUUUCUGUGUUUUCCUAUGCAUUUUAUCCUCGAAAAUCGUGAAUUUCCCGGUUGUCGUGUUCCUCCGAGAGGCCUUUGCACUAUCUCCGCUUCAACAAUUUCAUGCAUAUAUGCCGCCACUAUCUGACCUCGUCCUGGGAAAUCCUUGGCCUCAUACAGAAAUCGGCUAAUUUGUUUGUUCUGAUUGUUAUUGCAGCGAUAUCUCGUCCGGCAGCUACGCACCGUGUAUGCAUCUCGAGAAAGUUCGCGGUACAGUGCUCCACAGAAAAGUCUUACCAGGGCUACCUUGCCAAGCCAAACAUUCGACACGUGAAUUUUGCCGAAGCGAAAAUAUUCAGAUAUUGAGAAAGUGCGGGUGAAUGGAAUCAAAACAACAAUAAGCGAAGAUAAGAAUUCUUUUUGAAGUGAAAUGCGGAUACGGGAAGAUGUGUUGGGUCUGAGUACGCGGUGAAGAUACAUUUUCUUAUUUUAGUACACGCUGGGGAGGGUUCCUUCAAGGUCCACGGGGCACGAUAAGCGAAACGGCUACAAGUCGCCGCUUCUAAAUUGGUGUGCGGAGCUGCUUCUAAUCUGCUCGGGUGGAAACAUAAACAAUCUAAAACGAAAAGAGAAGAUACAAUAAUCGGACCAUCGACAAAUAGUGAAAAUCGUGUCAGUCAGUCACUCAGCAAAAACAAUAGUCAUAGUACAUACUCUUGCGUGUGAUCUGUGUUCUUUGAACUGUGGCUGCUUUCCAUUCCUGUACUAUUCGUUAUUAUUGUUAAUGCACUCAGUUUUUCAAGUUGAGUACGAUCAUAGAGUAGCAGGGUUGUGUGGCCAAUAGUCCAGAAUCUAAUCGAGAUAAACCGCAACAAAAAGAUCGCAGAUACGAUCAAGUAGGGUUUCAAUCAGUUGUGAAGUGUUCAGUGUACAUUGUGGGUCUUUCGGAGCAAUCGGCACCAUUGUUUCCAGUGAACCAGUGCUUGAAAUCCUCCGUGUUUUGCUAGUUCCGGGCUAUCUGACACAAAAAAGAAGAGAUCGGUUAGCAUCUUGUAUCUUUUUUGUAGCGCUGAGUUUGUUAGUGCGAGGAUCUUUUGUGUGAAGUUAAGGGCGAUAGUUUGAUUCAAGUGUCCAAAUUGGAUUUGCAGUGGAUGUUGAAACAGGCGGUCCUUUCUUACCCAGCUUGCCUUUUUCACUAGUUUCUGAUUAGUCCAACCCAAGCGCACCACAUCAAAAUGAUUACCACUUAUCACUAAGUGAUAUUUUGAAAGUUAACCAUAUUAUCAUUAUCCCCUUAAAAGACAAGGCUUAAAAGGGUGACUUUCUCAUCACAAUCUUUGAACAGUAAAAGAAGUAACGGAGAGAUCAAAGGAAAAAUCACGGAGCCGCUAUCAAAAUGACGGUACUAUCAAAAUUAACUGAUAGUACUCUAAAGAAAUAUGAACAAUUGGGCGGAACUAGAGAGGCCUUAAGUAAGGCCUUCAUAGGUGCGGCAAUUUUUGCAUAUACCGUUAAAUUAACAUAUCCAAUUCUACGCAAUCAACUUAGCGGAGGCAAAGGCUGCAGAGGCUCAUCAGACUCUGAUAAAACUAGCAAAAAUUAUAACAAUAAUAACAAUAGUGUCGUAAAAGUUAAAACAAAAUCAAGAAAAAAUACCGAAAAUGAAGAUGAACUUCAAACGAAGGUUGCUCAAGCUGAGAAAAUUCUAAGUAAGUCGAAACGUUUGAAAACUAAACGACAACCGGGGUUGAAUUUAGACUUUUUAUUACAACUAAAAAAACUAUUGGAGAUUAUGAUACCACGCCCAUUAUGCUAUGAAACCGCCUUGCUGGGAAUUCAUACUGUUUGUUUGGUAUCCAGAACAUUUCUUAGUAUAUACGUGGCAGCCCUUGAAGGUGCUAUUGUGAAAUUUAUUGUACGAAAGGAUAUUAAAAAUUUUGCAUUGAUGCUGUUGAAAUGGUUUGGUAUUGCAAUACCGGCAACAUUUAUAAAUUCAAUGAUACGAUAUUUAGAAAAUAAGUUGGCGUUAGCGUUCAGAACAAGACUGGUUAAACAUUCGUACCACCUAUACUUUAAGAAUCAAAAUUACUAUCGCGUAUCAAAUUUAGAUGGGCGUAUUGAGAAUGCCGACCAUCGAUUAACUGAAGACAUAUCAGUUUUUGCUAGUUCCGUGGCACAUUUAUAUAGCCACUUGACAAAACCAUGUUUCGAUUUAAUGCUCAUUGGGCUAGCAAUGAUGCGAUCAUCACAAAAAAUGCGAGCUAAUAUAUUUUCAGGACCACUUUUAGCCUUUGUUGUGAUAUCAACAACCGCCCAUAUUUUACGUAUUGUUUCGCCGAAGUUUGGCCUUCUAGUUUCGGAGGAAGCAAAUCGUUAUGGUCAUCUACGACAUAUACAUUCUAGGAUAAUUACGAAUGCCGAAGAAAUUGCCUUCUAUGGAGGUCAUAAGGUGGAGCUAAUUCAACUACGUGAGGCCUACAAUCGACUAGUCAGCCAAAUGAAUAUGAUUUUCUCGCAAAAAUUGUGGUUUGUAAUGUUGGAACAGUUCUUUAUGAAAUACGUGUGGUCUGGCACGGGAAUGGUGAUGGUGUCCUUGCCCAUUUUGACAUCGACAACAAGGAAAGACAGAGAUAAUAGUACCAAUGUAAGCGAACGAACUCAGUAUUUAACAACAGCCCGGAACCUUCUCAUAUCAGGAGCGGAUGCUAUCGAGCGUCUGAUGUCAUCCUACAAAGAAAUCGUCGCCUUAGCUGGUUAUACCUAUCGUGUAGCUGGCAUGCUAGAAGUUUUUGAAGAAACAGCUCAGGGUAUCUAUAGUAAAACGCGAAUUUCAGAAGCACGUCGUGCUGAAAGCAUUUUGGAGUUCCAAAAUGGUCAACCAUUGGCCAAGGGUAAGAUCAUCUAUACAGACGAUGAUCAGACUUCGGGUAUUUACUUGCAUAGUGUACCGAUUGUCACCCCGAACUGUGAUAUUGUUGUACCCAGCUUGACCUUGUCUAUUGAGCCUGGUAUGCAUUUGUUUAUAACUGGCCCGAAUGGAUGCGGUAAGUCGAGUUUAUUCCGGAUAUUGAGCGGUCUUUGGCCGAUUUACGGUGGGGAAUUGCAUAUACCACGUCCUAUUGAGGGAAAACCCUGUAUGUUCUACAUACCACAACGGCCGUAUAUGUCAAUUGGUAGCCUAUGUGAUCAGAUCAUCUAUCCUGAUACCAGAGAGGACAUGGAUCGAAAGAAUGUAACAGAAGCACAACUGAGGGAGGUUUUGAAGAUGGUUGCGUUGGAGCAUAUAGCCGAAAGAGAUUCCUUUGAUGUGGUUCGAGAUUGGAAGGACAUACUAUCGGGAGGCGAAAAACAGAGAAUGGCGAUUGCGAGAUUAUUCUACCACAAACCAAAAUACGCUCUCCUAGACGAAUGCACAAGUGCUGUGUCGGUUGAUGUUGAAAGCUCAAUCUAUGAAAUUGCCAAAAAUAUGGGUAUAACCUUAUUGACCAUAACACAUCGCCCAACAUUACGAAAAUUCCAUACUCAUCUUCUGGAGUUUGACGGCCAAGGUAAUUGGACAUUCCAGCCUUUAGGUAAUGUGGAGAGUUCACCAAGCGGAAAGCUCCGAUAGAUUGGGGUUUGGAGAGUCGUAUUGAUUUCAUAGAUUGAUUGGAAAAGCGGGACUGAGAGAGACGGGAGAGAAAAAAAAGUCUCCUCUUUCAGUUCUUUUUAUAACGACGGAAGCAGAAAUUCUCCAAGGAUAACAACGUAACCAACAUCUUUUUUACGACUCUCCAUUUCAAAGAAAGGAGUUGUAUAUGAAUAUGUAAAUUAUAUAAAUAUUGUAGAGAAAUUAAAUAAUUAGUAAAAAAAUCAUUUAACCAUAGUGGAA
This is a messenger RNA of Hermetia illucens (black soldier fly), 3963 nucleotides long. It is a transcript of the gene ABCD, whose product is annotated as ATP-binding cassette sub-family D member. Gene Ontology annotation, molecular function: long-chain fatty acid transmembrane transporter activity; ATP binding; ABC-type transporter activity. Gene Ontology annotation, cellular component: peroxisomal membrane. NCBI's taxonomy places the organism in Eukaryota, Metazoa, Arthropoda, Insecta, Diptera, Stratiomyidae. The transcript is spliced from 12 exons. The record is from RefSeq and is a predicted model, not a curated record. The coding region runs from base 1489 to 3702 and encodes 737 amino acids. Gene Ontology annotation, biological process: long-chain fatty acid import into peroxisome; very long-chain fatty acid catabolic process; fatty acid beta-oxidation.